Molecule: messenger RNA, 1106 nt
Organism: Puntigrus tetrazona (Sumatra barb)
Lineage: Eukaryota; Metazoa; Chordata; Actinopteri; Cypriniformes; Cyprinidae
Gene: cd164l2
Product: CD164 sialomucin-like 2
Exons: 7
Coding region: 163-615 (150 amino acids)
Cellular component (GO): cytoplasmic vesicle
Source: RefSeq, a predicted model, not a curated record
UGGACAUCUAACCAGUAAACGUUCAUCAGAAAGGGAAAGGCAGGCCUCGAGGGCGUGAUCGUGUGAUCGAGGGGGAACGUGAGAGUGAGUCACCGCUGUCCGUGGUGCUGAAACGCUCGCUUCCCUGAUUGUGACGUAGAUCUACUGAAGAUUUCUUUGAGGAUGAGGUGUGUGUGGGCCGCACUCUGUGGGAUUAUACUGCUAACGCAGGUUAUUAAAACCAAUUCACAAACCUCAGAUAUACCUAUCGGGGACUGUUCUCAGUUCAAUUCGUGUAAUGGCUGCAUCAGCGGAGACCCGGCCCUCAACCUGACACGAUGUGUGUGGCAAAGUUGUAACGACGGAAAUGACACAAGAUGCAUGUCUGACACCAAAGACUUUGGAGGCUGCUCUGUCUACAAUGAGACUGGCAUGUGCCAAGGUGGGUCCGCUGAUGGUGGUGGCAAAGAUACGACCCCUGGGUCAGGCCCUGAUUUCUCUCAAGCAUCAUUUGACCUAUCCAGCUUCAUCGGAGGAAUCAUCCUAGUGCUGGUGUUGCAGGCUGGGGCUUUUUUUGCCAUGCGCUUCCUCAAAACGAAAGACAGCUCUUAUGAAACCAUUGAUCAGCCUCAGUGAGAAAAUGAGUCAUGAAUGGGAGAGAGAACUGUGGAACAAAACAUAAAGAAAAGCAGAUACUCAAAGCAAUGAAUGUUGAAAAGUCUAUACACACUGUUUUCUCUUUUUGCUUGUCCUAAAGCUUUAUUAGCCUGUUAACUGCUUUGGUUAAAUCACCACUUGAAUUUUUGUGUGUACAGAAGAGAGAAUGAUAUAAAUAUGAUUUUAUGACAAAUAUACCACGUAAUUAUUCACAUAUGAGUGUGGGCAUGUGAUUAUCCCUCGUGGAGUGAGUUCAUAUCUGUUUAAGGUGAUUUAAAUCUCCUGGUUUGGCUCUGUUUCUGUUUGUUACUUUGAUCUGAAAGAUUAUUUUAUUUAAUUUGUUGAAUAACUGCAUGCCCUUUGGUCUGCUUUUUAUUAAAUGUUAUGUUUUGUAGGUAGUUGCCUGGACUUAUGUAGCAUUAAGAUUGAAUGAAAAAUGAAGCAAUAAAGUUAUUAGACUCUGGAUGUUA